Molecule: messenger RNA, 1103 nt
Organism: Drosophila elegans
Lineage: Eukaryota; Metazoa; Arthropoda; Insecta; Diptera; Drosophilidae
Product: protein late bloomer
Exons: 5
Coding region: 193-888 (231 amino acids)
Cellular component (GO): membrane
Source: RefSeq, a predicted model, not a curated record
CCGAAGCGGCCAACGAGUCUGUGGGCUAAUCGUUGCCCAACGACAGAUCCAUCGACCAUCGCCCCAAACAAACAAAUGAAGAUUAUGCGACUUUAGUCGAUGGUUUGAUGGCAAUGCUCAAGGUGUGCUCGCCCCCAGCGGAAAGACAUUUGUGAAAAUUGUGAAAAUUGUGAAAAGCGACCGCUAGCUGUCAUGCACUGCACCACCCGACUGCUCAGAUACGUACUGUGUGUCAUCAGUGGCAUUUGUGCCCUAGGUGGCUGUCUGCUCAUCUGGUAUGGCGCCUGGCUGCUGGACAGCCUCUCCGACCAGCAGGCGGUGAUGGGCAUGGACCACGGCGAGGAUCUGGCCGCCGUGCUCUGCAUCCUGCUGGGCAUCGUCGUCAUAGUGACCAGCGUCUUUGGCUCGGUGGCCGUGGUUAAGGAUUCCAGAACCCUGUUGAUCUGUUAUGCAGUUGUUUUGGUAUUACUCUUGAUCAUCCAGUUUGUGAUGGUCAGCAUUAGUUAUGCCGCCAGCCGAGAGUCCUUGCCGGAUUCUUUGAGACAGGGAUUCGAUGAUCUGUGGGACUUGCAGCACGAGGGCAACAGCACACUGAACACAUACGAGGAGUGGCUGCAUUGUUGUGGGCGUAACAGUGCCGAGGACUAUCUGCAUCUUGAGAAGGAGCCGCCGCCGAGUUGUUGCCUGGAUCAGGACUGCAGCAAGCUCCUCAAUCUCUUCAUGGCUGGUUGCGAGAACAAGUUCAAGGAGUAUGUCAGCGGGAAGACCGCGAACUUCCACUCCUUAAGUUGGUUCCUUAUACUCUUUGAGUUUGCCGGCUCGGUGACCACCUGCUACCUAGUGGACAGCAUUCGCAAUCAUCGCGACCGCAUACGUUUCUAUAAUUAAAAUAAGAUUUAAGUGUUUUGCACGAACUGUAUUAUCGUUAUUCGUUGUGAGUAAUUUCCUAGCCGUAAGGCCCUGGCGAAUUGUGAUUGUAGUUUACGACGAUUAGUCAAGUUAGGCUACAAAUACCAAGUAUUUAAUCAUAAAACUGUAAACUGGCGCCCACGCCCAGAAAUAAAUCGAAAUGAAAAUAAAUAAACCCGUUGCUAUUGACUGAA